AUGUCAGAGGGAAAAAGGAGGAUACGUCAGAGGAAAAAGGGAGGAUACGUCAGAGGGAAAAAGGAGGAUACGUCAGAGGAAAAAAGGAGGACACGUCAGAGGAAAAAAGGAGGAUAUGUCAGAGGAAAAAGGGAGGAUAUGUCAGAGGGAAAAAGGAGGAAACGUCAGAGGAAAAAAGGAGGACACGUCAGAGGAAAAAGGGAGGAUACGUCAGAGGAAAAAAGGAGGACACGUCAGAGGAAAAAAGGAGGAUAUGUCAGAGGAAAAAGGGAGGAUAUGUCAGAGGAAAAAAGUAGGACACGUCAGAGGAAAAAGGGAGGAUACGUCAGAGGAAAAAAGGAGGACACGUCAGAGGAAAAAAGGAGGAUAUGUCAGAGGAAAAAGGGAGGAUAUGUCAGAGGGAAAAAGGAGGAAACGUCAGAGGAAAAAAGGAGGACACGUCAGAGGAAAAAGGGAGGAUACGUCAGAGGAAAAAGGGAGGAUAUGUCAGAGGGAAAAAGGAGGAUACGUCAGAGGAAAAAGGGAGGAUACGUCAGAGGGAAAAAGGAGGAUACGUCAGAGGAAAAAAGGAGGACACGUCAGAGGAAAAAAGGAGGAUAUGUCAGAGGAAAAAGGGAGGAUAUGUCAGAGGGAAAAAGGAGGAAACGUCAGAGGAAAAAAGGAGGACACGUCAGAGGAAAAAGGGAGGAUAUGUCAGAGGAAAAAAGUAGGACACGUCAGAGGAAAAAGGGAGGAUACGUCAGAGGAAAAAGGGAGGAUAUGUCAGAGGAAAAAAGGGAGGAUAUGUCAGAGGAAAAAAGUAGGACACGUCAGAGGAAAAAGGGAGGAUACGUCAGAGGAAAAAAGGAGGACACGUCAGAGGAAAAAAGGAGGAUAUGUCAGAGGAAAAAGGGAGGAUAUGUCAGAGGGAAAAAGGAGGAAACGUCAGAGGAAAAAAGGAGGACACGUCAGAGGAAAAAGGGAGGAUACAUCAGAGGAAAAAGGGAGGAUAUGUCAGAGGGAAAAAGGAGGAUACGUCAGAGGAAAAAGGGAGGAUACGUCAGAGGGAAAAAGGAGGAUACGUCAGAGGAAAAAAGGAGGACACGUCAGAGGAAAAAAGGAGGAUAUGUCAGAGGAAAAAGGGAGGAUAUGUCAGAGGGAAAAAGGAGGAAACGUCAGAGGAAAAAAGGAGGACACGUCAGAGGAAAAAGGGAGGAUACGUCAGAGGAAAAAAGGAGGACACGUCAGAGGAAAAAAGGAGGAUAUGUCAGAGGAAAAAGGGAGGAUAUGUCAGAGGAAAAAAGUAGGACACGUCAGAGGAAAAAGGGAGGAUACGUCAGAGGAAAAAAGGAGGACACGUCAGAGGAAAAAAGGAGGAUAUGUCAGAGGAAAAAGGGAGGAUAUGUCAGAGGGAAAAAGGAGGAAACGUCAGAGGAAAAAAGGAGGACACGUCAGAGGAAAAAGGGAGGAUACGUCAGAGGAAAAAAGGAGGAUAUGUCAGAGGGAAAAAGGAGGAUACGUCAGAGGAAAAAGGAGGAUACAUCAGAGGAAAAAGGGAGGAUACGUCAGAGGAAAAAGGGAGGAUAUGUCAGAGGAAAAAGGGAGGAUAUGUCAGAGGAAAAAAGUAGGACACGUCAGAGGAAAAAGGGAGGAUACGUCAGAGGAAAAAAGGAGGACACGUCAGAGGAAAAAGGGAGGAUACGUCAGAGGAAAAAAGGAGGACACGUCAGAGGAAAAAGGGAGGAUACGUCAGAGGAAAAAGGGAGGAUAUGUCAGAGGGAAAAAGGAGGAUACGUCAGAGGAAAAAGGGAGGAUACGUCAGAGGAAAAAGGAGAAUACCUCAGAGCAAAAAGGAGGAUACGGCAGAGGAAAAAGGGAGGAUAUGUCAGAGGAGAAAGGAGGCUACGUCAGAGGAAAAAAGGAGGACGCGUCAGAGGAAAAAGGAGGAUACGUCAUACGGAACAAGGAUCAAACGUUAGAGGACGAUUAUGA
Messenger RNA from Ylistrum balloti, 1971 nucleotides. Its product is annotated as pre-mRNA-splicing factor CWC22 homolog. The record is from RefSeq and is a predicted model, not a curated record. The coding region runs from base 1 to 1971 and encodes 656 amino acids. NCBI's taxonomy places the organism in Eukaryota, Metazoa, Mollusca, Bivalvia, Pectinida, Pectinidae. The transcript has a single exon.